AUGCUUUAUCGCCGGGAGGAGCGCGGGUUGCCAGCCCUGCAACGCCUCUUUUGUCAAUUUGUCCACCACGAGCGCCACAGCCGAGGAGUGGCGGCGCCAUCGAGGGAGGAGAAGGCCCCUGAGCCGGACCUUGCUUGGGAAGGCCGACUGCGUGGGUUACAGGAGGAGUUCGGGACGCUGGGGGUGUCGCUGCGGGUGAUCGAGCGCGGGGCCAGCGUCUCCUUCCCGCCGGUUACGGGGCGCUGA
Messenger RNA from Aspergillus uvarum CBS 121591, 246 nucleotides. RefSeq lists its product as uncharacterized. The coding region runs from base 1 to 246 and encodes 81 amino acids. The transcript is spliced from 2 exons. The record is from RefSeq and is a predicted model, not a curated record. Lineage: Eukaryota; Fungi; Ascomycota; Eurotiomycetes; Eurotiales; Aspergillaceae.